AUGACGAAGUUGCACAUUUUGGCAGCAAAGCCCCUCCCAGCAUGUCGGGAGUUUGUGGUGCAAGGCUUGUUUGACUGGGUCUCACGAGGCCUCAUCCCAAACGAAGAGGUCACAAAAUCCACAGUCCUUGGUACGUCCAAUGCGUGCGGUUUGGUUCAACUCUUCCAACUCAAGAAGCAAUGUCUGGAUUUUUGGUGCUCCAGCAUGAUGGCCCGAGCCAAGAUCGUUGAGGCUGACAGAGAAAUUCUUCAGAGAGUUUUGUCCAACCACGAAUCCUACCGCAAGGAAAUGCUUGGAGAAGCAGUGGCAUGGCAAGGACUUUUGACAAGAAGCUCUUUGGAUUGCCUGCAAUUCAUGGAGAAACUGGUCUACAACAAGCAGUUCGACAACGCUUUGAGGGGCUUGGCCAGAGGAAACAAAGGGCCAGAGGACGCGACAGAGCAUGAGCAGAUCAAAGAGGAGUGGGACAAGGUGGUGGCCUGCCGUGAGAAUGAAAUUUUGGAAGCCACCGUGAAAGACAAAAUGGAGACAGAGAACCCUGAAGGAGAGGAGGCUGACAGCGCCAUCAGCCAGAUGCGCCGGCCUGCAACUGAGUUUGUCGAGAACAGUCAGGAAUAUUGGAAUAGCCUGGCGAAUUCGACCGUGAGACGAUACAUUUCGCUUGUGGUCUUACCCAGCAGCCAAGGUCAAAUCAUUCGGACUUUACAGCAAAGUGCAUUGAAGGAAAUCAUCAUCACCGAAGGGCAAAAAUCGUGCUUGGUUUGGUUUGACAUGGACCUCAUGGGCGAGACCCCAGGAUUGAAUGCGCAAGUGGGAUUGAGACGCUUUCCUGAAGUCAAGGGAGACGGUGACUUCAAAAAUUUGCUGCAGUCUGUCAUGCUGGCCAGAGGGGCCCAGGUGAAGAGCGAUGCAGGCGAGGUCACAGUGCCAGGCAAUGGAGAAAUCAUCGCGGUGCACACUGCCGAAAGAGGAUUGCUGCAGGCAGAAGUGCGGAAGGUCUUCCGCCUCCAGGCUGCCAGACACGAAGGCACUGACUGUGAAGAAAAAUGCAUCAACGUCAUCUUCAGCGAAGAGACGGUUCGUUCCAGGAAGAAACGCAUCCGUGGAAGCGAAGCUUACACCACGUUGACAAGUAUCCAGGCAUUUAGUGCUGCUCAACUAGUGCCUGGAGUGGUGCCGGAGAAAAAGAGGAUGCACUACCCAGGAUGGAACAACGGAAACGUCGUGGGGUGGAUCGACGCUCUCCCGGCCACUGCGCUAUGGGAGUCCACCCGGGAAGUCAAGGAGAAGAUCUUGGGAAACCAAACCAUGAAGCUGAGCACGGCAGAAGCAGCUGGUCUGACAAAGGAACAGAAUGCCAUUUUGCAGAACAAACAGCGCGUUGAGAGCGUGUUUUCCGCUGCACGCUUGCCAGCAAAGUUUCAUCAAGACCUUCUUCAUUCCUUUUCAGCGGCAGCUGUCAUCGAUCUCACGCCCGGCCAAGGACACAUGUUGGAAGCGUGCCUCGAUUCACGCACGCCUGUGCUUGGGUUUGGGUUAACAGAGACCCAUUGCACCAUGUUGGAAGAAAGGCUGACGCGGUAUGUCCUAGCCCUAGAAAAGUUCAAAGAAAACGGUCACACCAUGUACCGCGAAGAUGCUGCCAAAGCACUUGGCGCAAAUGCAAGCUCUGGCACUGACCCCAAUGCCACAGAUGCUGAGCCGAAACCCAAGGCCAAACCAAAGCCUGGGCCUGAGCGAAAGAAGAACAAGGACGGCAGCGAUGCAGAAGAAGAAGAAGAGGUUUCCGAGGAAUCGCAGCCGAAACCGCCCAAGAAGAAAAAGAACAAAAAACCACAAAAAAAGAAGAAGAAUCUUCUGAGGACGGGUCUUGGUGAAUUUUGA
Cladocopium goreaui is the source of this 1884-nucleotide messenger RNA. The record is from the annotation of a GenBank genome assembly. Lineage: Eukaryota; Dinophyceae; Suessiales; Symbiodiniaceae.